UGCCACCUGAAGUAAGAUGUUUCGUUUGGAAGCUAAAAAGCCAUCACUGUGUAAAAGUGAACCACUUACAAGUGAGAGAGUUAGAGCCACACUGUCUGUCUUGAAAGGAGUUUUAACAUCGUGCUAUGGCCCUUCAGGCCGGCUGAAGCAGCUGCACAAUGGCCUGGGGGGUUCUGUGCGCACAACCUCGCAGUCAUCAGCCCUGCUCGCUAACCUCUUUGUCACCCAUCCCAUUUUAAAGAUCCUGACGACCUCCGUGCAGAAUCAUGUGUCAUGCUUCAGUGACUGUGGCUUGUUCACAGGCAUUCUUUGCUGCAAUCUGAUUGAAAAUGUUCACAGAAUAGGCUUGACACCCACCACUGUCAUUAAAUUAAAUAAACAUCUUCUGAGCCUCUGCACCAGUUACCUCAAGUCUGAGAUCUGUGGUUGUCGAAUCCCAGUCAACUUUAGUAGCACUCAGAUCCUCCUUUGUUUGGUACGCAGUGUGUUAACAAGUAAGCCUGCCUGUAUGCUCACCAGAAAGGAAAUAGAACACAUCAGCACUCUGAUUCUCAGAGCCUUUUUGCUUACAAUUCCAGAAAACACCAAAGGCCACAUCAUUUUAGGAAGGAGUAUAAUUGUACCUCUAAAAGGUCAAAGAGUUAUAGAUUCUACUGUGUUGCCUGGAAUACUUAUUGAAAUGUCAGAAGUUCAAUUGAUGAAGAUACUGCCUUUCAAAAAAUCAGAUUCUUUCAAGGUGGCACUCUUUCGUGUGUCUUUAUCUGGAGACCUUUCUGAUACUGGAGAAGGAACUGUAGUGGUCAAUUAUGGUGUUUCUCUUGAAAAUGCAGUUCUGGACCAGUUGCUUAACCUAGGAAGGCAGCUAGUUGGUGAUCAUGUAGAUCUUGUCAUGUGCCAAAAAGUAAUACACCCAUCUUUGAAACAGUUUCUCAGUAUGCAUCGUGUUAUUGCCAUAGACAGAGUUGGAGUGGCUCUGAUGGAACCGCUGAGUAAAAUGACAGGAACACAACCUAUUGGUUCCCUCAGCUCAGUCUCUCCUAGUAGUUAUGGAAGUGUGAAAGAUUUGUGCACUGAAAAAUUUGGCUUCAAAUGGUUUUUUCACCUUAUUCCUAAUGAAGAAACUGUCUGCAGCUUGCUUCUCGGCAACAGAAAUGACACUGUCUGGGAUGAGUUGAAGCUCACAUGUGAGACAGCACUGCAUGUUUUACAGUUAACAAUCAAGGAGCCAUGUGUUUUGUUGGGAGGUGGCUGUACUGAAACUCACUUGGCAGCAUACAUCAGACAUCAGACUCUUAAUAAACCAGAAAGCAUUCUCAAAGAUGGUUGGUGUACUCAAACAGAACUUCAACUAAUUACUGAAGCAUUUUGCAGUGCGCUAGAAUCUCUCACUGGCUCUUUAGAACAUGAUGGAGGUGAAAUUCUCACUGACCUGAAGUAUGGACACUUUUGGUCAGUUCAGGCAGAUUCUCCCUCUGUUGUUCACUGGCCAGAUUUGCUUUCAAGAUGUGGCUGUGGACUAUACAGUAGCCAGGAAGAACUCAACUGGUCUUUCUUAAGGAGUGCUCAGCGUCCUUUUGCACCACAACCCUGCCUUCCACAUGAAGCUGUGGGCUCAGCCAACAACCUGACAUUGGACUGUUUCACUGCUAAGCUUAGUGGCCUGAAGGUGGCUGUGGAGACAGCUAAUUUGAUUUUGGAUCUUUCGUAUGUCAUUGAAGAUAAAAACUGAUAUAAGAAAGUAAUUGUUUAUAUUAAAAAUAAACUAGUCAGGUAUUAAUUAAGAAUAAUAUUGAGUGUAUUUGUUCUCUUCCAAAGUCUGUUCUGCAUUUUUAAUAGAUAGCUCACAAAAUUACAGAUUUACUGAUGUAAGGAAAAAUGUAUUCUUGAAUAGAAAUACCAUAAAAUAAUAAAAAUGUGAAGCAUUAUUAAAGAUACUGUAAUUAUCUUUGAUCUUUUACAGAUACCAAUGUAUGUUGCUCUAAAUUUUUUUGUUAUUUUGAUAUUAUUCUAAGAACAUACAGAAAUAAACUCUUAAUCUAUCCUAAUCUAUAUCUUGGUUUCUAUA
Messenger RNA from Phyllostomus hastatus (greater spear-nosed bat), 2065 nucleotides. RefSeq names its product McKusick-Kaufman/Bardet-Biedl syndromes putative chaperonin. The transcript has 4 exons. Gene Ontology annotation, cellular component: nucleus; kinociliary basal body; cytoplasm. NCBI's taxonomy places the organism in Eukaryota, Metazoa, Chordata, Mammalia, Chiroptera, Phyllostomidae. Gene Ontology annotation, molecular function: ATP binding. Gene Ontology annotation, biological process: intracellular transport; protein folding; chaperone-mediated protein complex assembly. Bases 17 to 1729 code for a protein of 570 amino acids. The record is from RefSeq and is a predicted model, not a curated record.